Messenger RNA from Cladophialophora psammophila CBS 110553, 1998 nucleotides. RefSeq lists its product as uncharacterized. The record is from RefSeq and is a predicted model, not a curated record. Bases 1 to 1998 code for a protein of 665 amino acids. Gene Ontology annotation, biological process: nuclear envelope organization. Lineage: Eukaryota; Fungi; Ascomycota; Eurotiomycetes; Chaetothyriales; Herpotrichiellaceae. The transcript has a single exon. Gene Ontology annotation, molecular function: protein-membrane adaptor activity. Gene Ontology annotation, cellular component: nuclear envelope; meiotic nuclear membrane microtubule tethering complex.
AUGGCGCCUCGUCGAUCUACGGCGAGGAUGUCAAGUGCGACGCCUGUACGUGCAAAUUCACCGGCAAACCCAUCGAUUCGUGCGGGCAGUGCCGUCGCCCCUGAGGGCGUCAUUUCGCGGCGAGUCACUCGAGGAACUUCUCAACAACCAACCCUAGCAGAUGGUAAUGUCAACAACCCGAGACUCCCCGAAGUGCAAAUUCAGCAGUCUUAUGCCUAUGGAUCGAGCAAAACGCCCGUGCUACCCACCCAGUUGGUCGCGCGCAGUAGGAUGAACUUAGAGGAGAUGGCCGAAACCAUCGAUGCAGGAGUCGAACAAGCGCAGCAACAUCUUCAAAACCAUAUUGAAGAGACCCAUGCAAAUCUGCAGAAGGAUUCUCGGGCCGAAAGGGCUCGACGAAGAGCUUCCCGCGAACCUUCUCAAGAAGCCUCCGUGGCUAGCGAUGACGCCGAGCAACAGCGGAGUCAGCGGGUAGCAGCAUGGGCCAGUUCUUUGGACGAUAACCGCCUAAAUGGGAUACCGGAAGAAGGUCAAGAAGCGGGAGAAAAAGAACAACAACAAGAAGAAGAAGAAGAAGAAGAAGAAGAAGAAGAAGAAGAAGGCGAAGGCGAAGGCGAAGGCGAAGGCGAGGAGACCGUGGCUCGGAGUACACCUGACAAUGAUACCAGCAAGGAAACAGACCCCUCCAGCUUCCCCAGCGGGAUAUUCGAUCACAGCUACAAUUAUGAGCGGGGAAUCCGAAAACCAAACAUCAAGAUUCGAGAACGGCAAGACCCAUGGAUUCAAAAAGCGUGGAAUAGCAGCAAAGAUGCUGUCCAACGAAUUCGACACAGCUCAUCAGAUGUCUUGUUUUCGAUAUCAGACUGGUUCACACGAUUAUUGCGGCUCAGUGGCAGAGCAAUCCGAGACUUCCCAAAUUCGCCUCUUGUUUCCAUCAUGACCAGCAUUGUUUUCGCUUCGCUUUUUGUCGGCGGAGCAAGCCUUCUGUUAUGUUACACCUACACUAAUUUUAUUUGCGACCCUCUAUCAACUUCUCCUGUUGGCCUGACUCUCCAGAAAUACUGCGGAACAUGCACCCGGAGCCCGAGCGCGGCGACUCUCAACUUUACAGUCGGCAAUGGAAAUGACUUGUCCAAACUCACAUCGGCAAUCAACAACAUCAACCAACAACUUCGGAUCCUCGAAACACGACUAACCGACAAAAUGGACGCACAAUAUGCAGCGGUUGAUAAAGACGUUGAAGCCCUCAAAAGACAACAUUCAGAGUUGUCAAGUCACAUGGCAGGAUUGAAAAAGGGUGGCGGAUCGAGAACCUUGUCUGGCGAUGUUGCCUCCCCAGUCAUUCCCAAAGUCAACUAUUUCUCACCCAAUAACGGAGCCAUGGUUGAGCCGCGACUAACUUCGCCAACCAUGCAAAAGCCACUGACACUCGCGCGCCGAGUGCUGUUGCGAAUGCUUUUGUCGACGCGGUAUGUGACCAGGCCACCAAUUACAGCUCUCACUCCGUGGCAAGAUGUGGGAGAUUGUUGGUGCGCCUCAGCUGUGCUCGGCGACGACCAAGAACAAGGACAUGAGACGAUGAGACUAGGCGUGAGAGUGAUAGAAAUGAUCUAUCCCACCGAAGUGGUCAUCGAAAACUACCCCAGCGCCGGUUCUCUGUUGCCAGGCUCAACUCCCAAAACCAUCGAACUGUGGGCCGACUUUGAACAGCUGGACAGUCUUGAGUGGGAGAAGCUAAAUAUCAGGUCGAUGCAGGGCGUGGCGGGAAAUCCCUUCGGACCCACCUACGCACUGCUCGGCAAGAUGGAAUACGAUGCCUCGAGCGAAGCGAGUCAUGUCCAGUCAUUUCCACUGGACGUGAACCAAGGCGCGUUGACGUACGGGGCGCAAAAUUUCGUGCUGAGGGUGAUCGGGAAUUACGGCGCGGAGUUUACUUGUUUGUAUCGGGUUAGGUUGCACGGCGUUCCGGUUUUUGGGCACGAACAGGGAGACUCUUGA